AUGAGUUCGUCAGUGGUUGCUGAACAUUAUAAUAAUGUAAAACAAACAGGAAUACAACUGAGAACGAAAAGCCGAAUUUUCUAUCUCAGAAAUUUCAAUAACUGGAUAAAAAGUCAAUUAAUUAAUGAUGCGACAAACAGACUAAAAGAAAUUGGUAUACAUCAUCCUAGAAUACUCGACAUUGCGUGCGGAAAAGGAGGCGAUCUUAGAAAAUGGGAUAUCGCGAAGGCCAAGGAAGUUGUUAUGGUUGAUAUUGCGGAUGUUUCAAUCGAACAGGCUAAAGAAAGAUAUGGCCAAAUGCAAGGUUACAAGCAACACUUGUUUCGAGCUGAAUUUCAUGUAGCUGAUUGUACAAAGACUGAGAUAAAAUCAUUAAUAACAUCCCAAGAACAAUUCGAUUUGACAAGUUGCCAGUUUGCAAUGCACUAUUCAUUUGUUGAUGAGCAAUCUGCCCGAACCUUCCUCAAAAAUGCUGUGGAAAUGCUGAAACCAGGUGGAAUUUUUAUAGGAACUCUUCCGGACGCUGAUCGUAUAAUGUGGGCAGUUCGAAGUGGAGAGAAUGGAACAUUCGAAAAUGAUGUCGUAAAAGUUAAAUAUGAAAAUCUCGAUGAGCUCGAUGAAGGAAAAACCCCAUUAUUCGGCGCGAAAUUUCAUUUUACUUUGGAUUCGCAAGUCAAUUGUCCAGAGUUUCUCGCCUAUUUCCCACUUGUUAAAAAACUUCUUGAAGAAAUGGAUAUGGAAUUGCUGUACGUGAAAAAUUUUGAUGAGGCUGUUGAACAAUAUAUGGAGAAAGGCCGUUCUCUUAUCGAAAAUAUGCAGGGAUUGGAAACCUACCCAGCUCCAGAACAUAAGAAAUUAUCCGGAAAACCUGAAGAUUAUAAUGCUGCAAAAGAAAAACUCGAAUCUCUUCAAGAAGCCGAACAAAAAUAUGUGGGAACAUUAUCAAAAUCUGAAUGGGAAGCUGUCUCAAUGUAUCUCGUAUUUGCAUUUCGGAAAAAGGGAGCCGAAGAGCAGAAAUCUGAAAAUUAA
Molecule: messenger RNA, 1029 nt
Organism: Caenorhabditis bovis
Lineage: Eukaryota; Metazoa; Nematoda; Chromadorea; Rhabditida; Rhabditidae
Source: the annotation of a GenBank genome assembly